Messenger RNA from Cadophora gregata, 309 nucleotides. RefSeq lists its product as uncharacterized. The transcript has a single exon. NCBI's taxonomy places the organism in Eukaryota, Fungi, Ascomycota, Leotiomycetes, Helotiales, Ploettnerulaceae. The coding region runs from base 1 to 309 and encodes 102 amino acids. The record is from RefSeq and is a predicted model, not a curated record.
AUGAUCACUCAAUUACCUAUACGCUCCUCUGCGCGUUGUGCGCAAUCUGCGAUACGAGCAGCGAUACCACGGCCUACCCAGCGAUGUCUACAUACCCUCAAUAGCCAUAUAUGGAGACCCUCUCUCCAACAUCACCGACAAUACUCGACACCUCCUCCUCCCCCACGAGACCUACGCUCCCAAUUCGAACCCUCCUCAUCCGAACUCCCUAGAGCAGCCCCUUCAACAAUCAAACCCAAAGCAAAACGCUCUCUCCGCCCCUAUGUCUACGCAACACUCUUCCUCCUCCUCGGCCUAACAUCCGGCUAA